Molecule: messenger RNA, 1818 nt
Organism: Haliotis rubra (blacklip abalone)
Lineage: Eukaryota; Metazoa; Mollusca; Gastropoda; Lepetellida; Haliotidae
Product: fasciculation and elongation protein zeta-2-like
Exons: 8
Coding region: 322-1443 (373 amino acids)
Cellular component (GO): axon; cytoplasm
Source: RefSeq, a predicted model, not a curated record
AAAAUCAAUAUCGGAAACUUCGCCUGUGUGGGGCGUAUCACUCCGAGAAUUCAUCAAGUUGCAGUUGUGUGCAGAUGUCCUGUGUACGAACAUUCUGUUAAAAUACCUCGGUCGUUAUGAGAAGACUUUGUCAUUUCGAUUUUGUUGUAUCUGGUCCUUACGAAACGAUUACAAUGACUGGUCCCAAUGAGUCCGUACACAUCAGGUGUCAGUUCUGAAUCAUCUCCGGCGACUGAGCGAGCACUUGUUCAGUGACGUGCCAUUGUAUCGACGGUCAUAGGUCAAACUCGUGAAAAGGUGAAGGCCGUCGUAGCAGACAGAAUGAGGGUUCCGAAAAUGGCGGAGCUACAAUUUGAAGCUCCUCUUGCAUCGAUUGAAACAGAAGAUUGGAAUGAAUUCAACGAGUUUCAAACAGCUAAGACGACAGAAGAUGAAAAUUGUAACGAAGACACAUUAGGCAAGGACCUUCCGAAGGAAAGUAACGAUAAUAGUGUGGCCGAGAAUUUCGGUGAAACAUUUUCUGGUUCUCUUGAGGAUUUAGUGAACUCAUUUGACGAAAAAAUAUCCAAGUGCUUUUGCAAUUUUGAAGAACAGGUGGACAAAUUUGCUCCUGUACAGAUCAGGACGCAAGAGGAAAUUGUGAAUGACUGCCAAAUGUGGUGGACUAUAACAGGGAAUUUUGGCAACAUCCUUCCUAUUGACUGGUCGAAGACAUACACAAGGCAGCUGCACACCAAAGUUCUCAACCUGGGGGAGAAAAGGGAACCAGAGGUCCUUGAUCUGGACCUCUCCGAUGAUGAGGAGUUGGCCCAGGCCUUCGACAUGCACUCUCUCAUCAUCUCCAGCCUGCAGCCCGAGGAGUCCGACCAUGUGGCCUCCGCUGAGGAAGUCAUCAGUGAGAUCGACACCAUGAUGCAGGAACCUGACCUGGAUGAUGUGCCAAUGGGCCUGGAGGGAGAGAUCCCUGAGGAUCUGAGCUACACCAAGCUGAAGGAGACACUUGCCAAUCUUCCAGCAUACCCUGAAGCAGAGCUGAAGGGAAUGAACAACACUGAGCUGCAUGAAGUCCUGGCAGAGUAUGAGCUGACCAUCAAGGAGCUGAACGAGACAUUAGUGCAUGAGCUGGCCCUACGCGAUGAGCUGGAAUACGACAAGGAGCUGAAGAACCAGUUCAUCUCCCUUCUUCUCACUAUCCAGAAGAAGAGACGCGAGGGCAACGUGGAGAAGAAAAAGAAGAAGAAGUGCAGUGCAAACAACAAUGAAAAUUCCACCAGUCCAGGAUCGUACCUGACCACUGUGAUCCCGUACCACCUACACCAGGGGCCGCCAUCCUCAGAGCAGCUCCAGAUCUAUAUCAAAAUUUUACAGGCCAUCAAUGAAGACAGCCAGACAGUUCCAACCCUGCUGACUGACUACAUCCUCAAAGUACUUUGCCCGACAUAAUAAGAUAUAGUCUGCCACUUGAGGGCGUUGGUCAUAAUAUUCUGCCACGAUCCCGCUGAAAUAUCGACAAGAUGCUGUCAUCAUUGCAACAACAAGCUAUCACUGCAGACGUCAAAUACAGCUUGUAGUAUUACCAGAGGUAGCACCCACUUUACCCAGUGUUCACUUCUGCCAAGUUUACUGAUAUGUUAUUGGUAAUCUCUGAACCGUGUGAAACUACUAGUAUGGUUAAGAGGAGAUAUAUGACAAGGGGAUUGGUUUUAAACCAGUUUUCAUGCUAUUUGAAAGGGCAAGAAAACAAUGGGUUUUCUUACUAAUAUCGACAUUUGUUAACAAGUGUCACGAAAACUCUCUCGCUUAGCCUUCAGCAGUCAG